AUGGAUUUAGUAGAUGUUAUUGAAUUUCGUACAACAUGGAAUAAUGAAAUAUUUCUUAAAAAUAAAUCAGCUUUUUUAGCAGCAAAACGAUUAAUUAGAAAAAGUAUUAUUAUUGUUCAAACACGAUUAUGUCGUCAAUUAAAAUAUACGGAAAAUAAUUUAACAAUUGAAUUACAAGCUAUAGAACAUGAAAAACAAAUAUUGAAUAACUAUCGUCAUUCAAAUUCAUUAGCUGAACAUUUACAACAAAGAUUAAAAAUAUUAAAAAAUGAAAUUGAUAAUUAUAAUCUUCAAAUAAAAAAUAUAGUUAAAAAAGAAAAAGAAUAUUGGAAACAUUUAGAACAAACAAUUGCAAAACGAACACAUAUACAUAAAACAACAACGAAUAAUUUCAAACCUUUGGAAAAUUCAUCAAAUCCUCGCCCAAUUGUUGUUGUCAAUGCUACAUUUGUUAUGCAUGUUGAUAAAAAUAAUGAAAAUUUACCUCCAUUAGAACCUAAAUCUUGCGAAAUAGAUAAUACGGCUCCUAUAAAAAUACCUAAAAUUCGUAAAAAGAAAAAAUGUGCAUCGUAG
Rotaria sp. Silwood1 is the source of this 573-nucleotide messenger RNA. Lineage: Eukaryota; Metazoa; Rotifera; Eurotatoria; Philodinida; Philodinidae. The record is from the annotation of a GenBank genome assembly.